Notodromas monacha is the source of this 1227-nucleotide messenger RNA. NCBI's taxonomy places the organism in Eukaryota, Metazoa, Arthropoda, Ostracoda, Podocopida, Cyprididae. The record is from the annotation of a GenBank genome assembly.
AUGUUUUACAGAGCCACGUUCGUGAAAAACAAGGAUACCUAUUGGACGGGUGUGGAAUCGCCAAAAAUCGUUGUAAAAAGGUCGGUGAGCGUGGAGCCGCUGGACUCGGCUGCCGUUGCUCCCAAAAAGGAACCAGGUCGCAAUCCCAACGUCGGGUUUCCGCCAGGUGUUGGACCCGCUUCCACGCAGUCUAACGCCCAGUCUGAGAAACGUCGUCCAGCAGUUUCCGGACUCUCCGACUUGAAUGAUACAGCCAUCUAUGAUGGUUGUGGGUUGUCGAAAGGGUGCUUCGGGUCACCGGAAGGCUGCACGGAAAAGCGCAAGUGUGAUAAGGUGGUGACCUACUCCACGACCUCGGAUGGCGAAGCAUACCGUUUCGAACUGCAGGGUGGCGUUGCCGAACUUCAGAACGGCGACGCGUACAUUGCUGUUGGCUUCUCCGAUGAUGGUGAUAUGGGAGAUGAUGCAGUUGUGGCGUGCUUCACUCAUGAUGACAUUGUUAAGCCGAUGCGUGCGUAUAAUUUGCCGAACCAGAAAACGAACCGGAUGGCGACUGAGGAACAACAAAGAGGGAUCACAAAUUUUUUUGGUUCUGUACGAGACACUACCAUCUCCUGUUCGUUUGAUCUCGAGCCGGAAUUCACUCUGAGUCACGGAAACUACUCGUCCGUUUACAACUUGGGUGCCAAACGUUACCAUUUGUUACUAGCUACUGGUAAUCAGAAGAGUCCGACUCAAGUUGGCUACCAUACAUCCGGCACGGCGAGAACGAAGGAUACGACAGCCCUUUCAUCCACUUUGAUUCAAGCUGCCGACAGCAUGUUGUUCAUUCGAUUGCACGGAGCUUUCAUGUUUGGAGCCUGGAUCGGCACUGCAUCAAUGGGGAUCCUUUUCGCGCGAUAUUUCAAGACCACGUGGAGCAACUCGAGUUGCAUGAAGAAGGAUCUGUGGUUCAGGUUCCAUCAAACCUUCAUGGUGACCACUUGGAGUUUGACGAUGGCUGCGUUCGUCCUGAUUUUCCUGGAGAUUGGCGGAUGGACAUCCGUGAAAAUCUCAAGGAAUCCGCACGCAGUGCUCGGCUGCGUCACGACUGGGUUGUGCUUCUUGCAACCGAUCGGUGCCCUCUUCCGGCCUCAUCCAGACUCCAAGCGUAGACCGAUCUUCAAUUGGCUUCAUUGGUUUGGUGGAAAUUCGGCUCAAAUAAUUGGAAGUAAGGGAUACUUAUAA